UACGAAUUCUUCCUACGAUAAAGUGUUUGUGUCUUCCUCCCCAAGAACUCCCAAAGAGAACGAACGGAUUGAGCGGUUUCCCGCUCCUUUUCUUAGACGAACAAGAAAUUUCCUUCCGACUUGACAAUGGCCGCCGUCAUGUGCUAUUGACUCUAGCACUGACUGUGAAGAGACUGUUAAACAGGCCGCCCUUCCUCCUUGUGUACAGUUGCGGCAGAAGAUCAAACAAAGGGAAGAAUGGUUUGUUGCUAGAGAUUUUUCAUUAGCGAAGACAGUGACGGCUCUAAUGUUAUCUUCUUUGACACAUUCUGGUGCGCAGUGAAUUAUGACUCUCUUGAAGUGCAGAAAGAAAUGUUAGGGUUUGGUUUAUGGCUCAAUUGGAUGGUUUUCGUCGAUUGCCAUGGAAGGAUGGUGGAACCACCUGCCAGAAAUACUAUGUGGAGAAUGGAUUUUAAUACUCCAGAAAAUUAUGAUGACACCGAGCUUUUUUGCGGAGGCUUAAAAGUUACCCACGAAGACAACGGAGGCAAAUGCGGAGUGUGUGGUGAUCGCUACGACAUGCCUCAACCACGACCACAUGAAUCCGGUGGCAAUUUCACAUCCAAUGUCAUCGGUAGAGUAUACCAACCAGGCAGAGUAGUCGACGUCAUGAUCGACAUAGUAGCCAAUCAUAAAGGGUACUUCGAAUUUUCUUUGUGUGAGAGAGAUGACCCGCUGGAGAAAGAAACUGAAGAGUGCUUUGAUAAACGAAUUCUUCAACUGGCCGAUGGAACUGGGACUAAAUUUUUCAUUCCAAAAGAUGACAAUGGGUUCUAUAUGAUACCUGUGAAAAUUCCUUUAGAUGUCAGUUGUGCAUAUUGUGUUUUCCGUUGGCACUGGCGUUCUGCCAACAAUUGGGGAGACUGUGACAAUGACACGAAAGCUGUUGGAUGUGGCCCUCAAGAAAUUUACCGCAACUGUGCCGACAUUGCAGUUUUAGCUGGAGCUGGUGUUAGGGGCAACGCUGCUUUUAACCCCAGAGUCAGAGGUCCUAAAGCCUUAAAGAAACACCCAAAAAGACCAGUCAAAGAAAUCUUCCAUGAUCAUCAUCAGCAUGUGUCGUCGUAA
Uloborus diversus is the source of this 1107-nucleotide messenger RNA. RefSeq lists its product as uncharacterized. The coding region runs from base 352 to 1107 and encodes 251 amino acids. The transcript is spliced from 4 exons. The record is from RefSeq and is a predicted model, not a curated record. NCBI's taxonomy places the organism in Eukaryota, Metazoa, Arthropoda, Arachnida, Araneae, Uloboridae.